Messenger RNA from Acanthoscelides obtectus, 222 nucleotides. Lineage: Eukaryota; Metazoa; Arthropoda; Insecta; Coleoptera; Chrysomelidae. The record is from the annotation of a GenBank genome assembly.
AUGGCCGAAAGCCACAGGUUCUUUCUAAAAGACAAAAAGCAAGAUACUGGCGUGGAGAUGGAGUACCCGAGAAGAGGCAAAGAAACGCAGCAUCUGAAACUUAUCCUAUGGUCUGGCCAAAUCGAACCGCAUAUGUUUAAAGUAUGUUUAAGAUCGGACAGAUUCAAAAGGGUUGAAUUGGGAGUAGAGCCAGUACUGAAGCCGAUUGAACAGAAUCUCUGA